GGGUUCCGCCCAUUGCCACGACUCCCCCACGCCGGGACCGGAGGGAGGAAUCCUGGAGCCGCAGCAGCAGCAGCGAAACGCAGGGAUCAGCGACCAGUGGGAUCUCCCUGGGAGAAGCAAUCCGUAGGAAAACUGCUGCUAAUUGGGGAAUCGAGCCGUGGUUCCAGCUUCCAGCAGAAGGAAAUUCCAGCUGUUUAACCGCUGCCUCAGAGACAAAGCUUGGCCUGACUCGUGAGAGGAAUGACCUGUCAGAAUUCCCCACGCUGGAGGAAGGAAUGUUGUCCUUAGGAGGAGCAUCCAGAAGGUGUUUUCCUGGAGAUCCAGCCCGGGACUCACUGCUGGAAAUCCAGGAAAGUCGGUUCUCUCCGUGUCUCCCACUCCUGAUGUGCUCAACAGGAGGCCCCAGGAUCCUGGAUGAGUCGCUCUUCCAGCCCUCAGGAAUGGAUUUUAUUCCCUUAAGAGGAAUUCCUGAUGUUUCUGGAGUGUCCCAGGAGCUUUUGGAGCCUUCCCACAUCCACGAAUCUCCAUCCCUGAGGGACACAGCCCCUGCCUUGGAUGCUCCCGGUGGCUGCUCCUUGUCCCAACAUCCAAUUCCAUCCGGACCUGGAGAUGCCAAUUUGUCUUCCCAAAACUCCUUGUCCGGACAACUGGGGAGCAAGGAGGCCAAGAAAUCCUGGAAAACUGAUGGGGAGGCAUCGAGUCCCCAAACAAGUGAGGAUUCCACAAACUCUGCUCCAAAGGUCCUGCUGGAAAAGGGGCUGAACCAAGCGGGAGCUUCUCUCCCAAAGGAGCCCAGGAGCACGUCUGGGAAUGAUGGACAUUCCUCCGGUGACAGCGAUGGUCCAGCUGCUGGAGUUGAGCUUCCAGGGAAAGAGAAGGAGCUCCUGAGGCAGGAUGAGCUCUCAUCCUCAGGAAAUUCCUCCUACAAAACAGCUCUGACGGAAAAAAGCGAGAGGGAGAUGCAGAAGGAGAAGGUGAAAAUGGUCAAGAGCGAGGGAGGAGUCCUGGAAAAGCUGGAAAAGAAUGAGCUUGAUUUGUCAGAUAACUCAUCUGACGGCUCGAGGAACGACCAUUCCCAAAAUCCAGGUGCUCCCGAUCUUCCUUCUGCCAAGACUUCUGAGCCAGGCGAAGGAGCGUCCAAGGAACAGGGAGUGGAUUUAAACGGCUCUGGAAGCUCGAAGUUCGUCCCUGAGGAACUCCAGGGAGCCUUCCUGGAUGGUCAGGGCAAACAUUCACCUCCUGCAGUGGGAUUUGGGAAAGAGGAGCUGAUCCCUGCUGGGACAAACACCAGGGAUGGUGCACCUGGAGAACCGGUUGUUGACACGGAGACGCCUCCGUGCGGUGCGGAAUAUCCGGCCGGAGCGGAUCCCGGAGGGAGCAGGAGUGAAUCAAAUUCGGAUUUUUCCAUUGAAAGGGGCCAUAAAGUCACAGACAUUUCCCCUUCCUUCAAUCUUGGAGGCGACGCCUCGUUCUCCCUGCACUUUGCUCAUCCCAUCUUUCAGUCCACUCCGGGGGUAUUCCUGAAGAAGACAGUGAAGGCAGAAGAACUCGGUGUCCCGCUGCUCCGGUCGGAUCUCCAGGCCUCUCCAGCGUGUCCUGAUGUUCCUGCAGGGAAUUCCCCCGCGCCCCCUGGGAAGCAGCAUUCCCCCCAACGUGCUCCGAAGGAAAACGAUGGACAUUUGGAGCCCUUCAGGUGGAAAUAUCCCCACACUGGAAGAAUCCAGUCCCUCCCAUCCCUUAGUUUCAUGGAGAAGGUUGGAUCUUGGAACGUCAGCCAGCCAGAGGAGGUUCCUCCUGCCGGGACUCCCGGUGGAUUUUCUCCUGGAAGAAAAGCCUCCAGUGCCAUUGCCAUUUCCUCCAGCCACGCUUUGUCCAGCCAGAAAGGCAGCAGAGAUCCCGAGGAUUUUGCUGCUGCUCCCCCUAGGGAGGCAGGUUCUCUGGGAAGUUUGCAUUUCCCAAGUAAAAACCUCCUGCCUGCCCCCUCUCUUACAAGAUCCCAGUCGGACAAUGCCGUGAAUGUUUCCAGCAGGAAACAUUCCUCACCUGGAGUUAUUCCACCAGCAAAUUCCACAGAGGCUCUGCAGCCUCCAGAAGAAGAAAAACACGUUUUAGGAGUGUUGGACAAUAAUUUAGGAGGCUCCAUGAUCCCAGAGAUUGUUUCUGGAUCCAGCGGUGAAGACACGGAAAGCAAAAACACGGGGCAGAGCUCGGAUCCCGAUGUUUGGGUUCCCAGUGUUGCUCAGCUCCUUAAAAAGGAUGGAAGCUCUCCAGCUGGUGGCCAGAAGAAUUGGGAUGCUCCUGAAGAUCAGUCUCUAAACCUGAAUAUUCCCACUGGUCCCAUCAUCCUGGACAACCUGGGAGCGAUUUCCCCGGAUAGUUUGAAUGUUCCCGUUAGUUCCGGGAGCAGCCAGGGGAUUUUGGGAUCUGCCCCGAGCUCUGGGGGGGUCUCCAGGUACUUCCCCAGUGCAGGAGGUGACAAAUUCCUCCCUGUUGGAGCAAAUCCUGUGGAAACUCCGAAGAAAGAAGAGUUGGAUAUCGAGGAAAGGAUCCCAAUAUAUCUCCGGAACCUCGGCAUUGACCAGUCCCCUGGGACCAUUUUGGCUCCUUUUCUACCCCGAGGACCCAUCAGGGAAGUUGAGUUUUCCCCGUCAGAGCUCAGGACAGUCAAAGGCUCCCUGGACACCCUGGCCAGGAUCCCUCCAAAGGCACAAGGUAAAUUGUUGCCAGCAUUUGAGGUGGUGCCGACGGGUUUCGACUCCGACACUUCCGCUCUCAGCAUUUCCAUUCCCGCGGAGUCCGAGGUUGGCUCUGAUGUUCUGUCGCCCCGGGAGCUCUCUCCCAGCUUCCCAAGGGUUUUUGGAGACAGCCCAGGGAGCCAGUGCAGUGUGUCAUGCCACCAGCUGCAGAUGGAUGCUCCGAUUUCCACACAGGAUCCAGAGUGUCCUGCUGUCUCCAGACUCGUCUCUUCCGACACGCAGAGUUCGAAGAGUGUUGAGGUUCUUGCUAAAAAUGAGCCCAGAAUUUUGGACAGCAGCCUGCAGAGAUGGACUGCUGGUGUUUUGGCUGGAGUUAAAAACGGGAUGGAAGCUGACAGAGGAUCCCAGAGCUCCGGUGUGGGAAGUGAGAGAAACAAGGAGCAAGGCAGUGAUUCUUGGCUGGGAUCGGGUGUGCUGAGGGACAUCCGGGAGCUCCUGGCAGAGGCAGAGGAUUUGAGUGCCAGGUGGUGCCAUCCUGCCUUUUCCAUGGCCUCAAGAGGAAGAAGAGAGUCUUCCCUGGCGCUGAUGAGACGGGAGGAUGAUCCCAGAGAUCCCAGGUUGGUGCAGGACGGAACCCCUCAGUCCCAGAAGAGGCUGUCGUGGGAUGAGACCGCCACCCGGCAAAGCGCGCGAGAAGAAGGGUCGGGAAUAAACCCUUGGAAUUCCGACACGUGUAACGUGAGGUGGGAGAACCCUCUGCAGGUCGACUCGCACCGGGGUGAAGGGGUGAAGGAGGUAUGCCAGGAGUUCAGGGCAGGAAAAUCCGCGGGAAGGUCGGAGCCGGAGGGUUGCAGCAGCGUCACCACCGACAGAAACCAACGCGCCCGGGUGGGCCCGGCACGGAGCAGCUCCGGCAGCCAGGGCAGCGCUGCCACAACCUCGGAGCCGGGGAACCCUCCUUCCUCAGAGCCCCCUGGAAGCGUCACUGAUAUCCCAGGAGCCUUCCCGAGCACCUCCCGAUCCAAUGGAGCCGGAAGCAAAGCCGGAGGCGCCGGUGGGAGCGAUGACAGCAGCAGCGGAGAUUCCCUGGCUGCCCGUGUCAGGAAUCUCCUGGGGAAUCCAGGGAGCGGCACCCCUGGCACAGGAGGAUUCCUGAGUGGAGCUGGUGGUGCCAGGAUGAAGGGAGCGGGGCUGGGGGGCAGUGGCAGCAGCAGCAGCGGGGAUUCCCUGGCUGUCCGUGUCAGGAACCUCCUGAGGAGCGGAUCCCCUGGGAGAGAGGCAGCCCAAAUCCUCAGGAAUGCAGAGGAGCAGGAGAGGAAAAUCCGGGCCUGGGUGAAGGUGAAACUGGCCAGCAGAUCCCAGGAAUCUGUGCCAGACUGGGAUGAGGAGACCCAGCAAAGAAUCGAGGAAAUCAAAGCAGAGCUGCUCCUGAGGGCCAAGAAAUCCAUCCAGGCCAAG
Empidonax traillii (willow flycatcher) is the source of this 4154-nucleotide messenger RNA. RefSeq lists its product as uncharacterized. Gene Ontology annotation, biological process: regulation of centriole replication. Gene Ontology annotation, cellular component: centriole; centrosome; cytosol. NCBI's taxonomy places the organism in Eukaryota, Metazoa, Chordata, Aves, Passeriformes, Tyrannidae. The record is from RefSeq and is a predicted model, not a curated record. The transcript is spliced from 8 exons. The annotation marks the transcript as partial.